UUUUCUCAGCAGCAGGUGAUAGAUAGAUAGGGCGAAAAUUGAAGGAAAAAUGGAUGUAACUGUCACAGAUUCGGUGCUUGUUAAGCCUGUAAAUUCCACUCCACAUCACCAACUGUGGGUCUCCAAUAUUGAUUUAGUUAUGGUUAGAGUGCAUUCUGCGAUUGCUUAUAUUUACAGAAGGCCUCCCAAUGGAGAUUCCAACGUCGCUGAAAUAUUGAAAGACGCGCUUUCUAAGGUGUUGGUGGAUUUUUAUCCGCUGGCGGGCAGACUGAUUGUGGACGCCUCUGGUAGAAUUGCUGUUGACUGUAAUGGCGAGGGCGCUCUGUUUGUGGAAGCCAUGACGAACUCAUCAAUCGAUGAUUUCGGAGAUUUCACCUCCCCUUCACAACUCACUACUUUGGUUCCCUCUGCUACUUACGAGAAUGGCUUCACCAUAUCUCCUUUUCUUAUGAUUCAGGUAACCAAGUUCAAAUGUGGAGGGGUGGCUUUAGGAACGGGGAUACAGCAUAUCUUAUCAGAUGGUGCAUCUUCUUUACAUUUUGUGAACAGCUGGUGUGAUGUAGUACGGGGAUUGCAGGUACAUUUACUUCCUCAGGUAGAUCGCAGCCCACUACGAGCUAGAAAUCCUCCCAGAGUGAACUUUCCUCAUGAAGAAUUUGCACCACCUCCAACCCUCCUUCAAGAAGAGAUAAUGAAAAGGCCACAGUUGGAAGGUUCAAUCUUAACGGAAGAGACCGUCUGUGCAAACCACCAUUGCCUUGUGGGUAUUUUGGCCACCCCAACAGACAUUGCAGGAGAAAUUGUAUCCAAUCCUUUGUGGUACAGUGCUGAAAAGAUUCUUGAGUCGAUAAGCAAGAUAGAUGAUGGAUAUCUACGAUCUGGUUUGGACUUCCUGGAGUUGCAGCCAGAUCUAAAUGCUGUUGUUAGAAGGAACGAUAUGUAUAAGUGUCCUAAUAUGGUUAUCAAUAGCUGGACGUGUUUGCCCUUUUAUGAUGCAGAUUUUGGUUGGGGAAGGCCAACUAUGAUGGGCCACCCUUAA
Molecule: messenger RNA, 1039 nt
Organism: Cryptomeria japonica (Japanese cedar)
Lineage: Eukaryota; Viridiplantae; Streptophyta; Pinopsida; Cupressales; Cupressaceae
Product: shikimate O-hydroxycinnamoyltransferase-like
Exons: 3
Coding region: 50-1039 (329 amino acids)
Molecular function (GO): acyltransferase activity, transferring groups other than amino-acyl groups
Source: RefSeq, a predicted model, not a curated record